Messenger RNA from Triticum urartu, 2188 nucleotides. NCBI's taxonomy places the organism in Eukaryota, Viridiplantae, Streptophyta, Magnoliopsida, Poales, Poaceae. The record is from RefSeq and is a predicted model, not a curated record.
CAAGUUAGUCGAUGGACAUGGUUACCGCCCCCCUCCUUCUGCUCCUGCUCCUCGCGCCUCUCGCCGCUGCGCAAUGGCAAUACUGCGGCAACAACGGCAACUACACACCAAAUAGCACCUACCAAGCUAACCUCAGGCUCCUCUCUUCCACCCUUCCCAACAAGGCCGCGUCCAACACCACCCUCUUCGCCACCGCCACAGUGGGUGAUAUUCCGGACAUGGUCCACGCUCUCACGCUCUGCCGCGGCGACACCAGUGCCUUCGCCUGCGAGGACUGCGUGGCUACCGCCUUCCAGGACGCUCAGCAGCUCUGCCCGUACAGUAAGGACGCCUCCGUGUACUACGAUAUCUGCAUGCUCAGGUUCUCCAACCAAAAUUUUCUUGCCACCACCGUCAAUGGCAAUACUACACUCAUCCUCGAGAACUACCAGAAUCUCACGACAAGCGUUGACUAUUUCAAGCUCUUCUUGUUCACGCUUCUGAACGGCACGGCACAAUCCGCCACUAAGAGCUCGAGGAGGUUCAUCACCUCGCAAUUAGACAUCAGCUCCUUCCCAACGUUGUACUGUCUUAUGCAGUGCACGCCCGACCUCACCAUCGAAGACUGUGGGGCCUGUUUCUGGGAGGCCUUGCAGUAUACGCUCAAUUACAUCGACCGUAAGCGAGGUGGUCGAAUUCUUGGGACACGGUGCACCGUAAGGUACGAAAUAUAUCCGUUCUUCCAAGAUCCUAUACUGCAUAUUACCAACUUGGCCCCUGAUGUUCCGGCAAUCGACAACACUACUACCACGCCACGUGUAGAGCCAGAUACAAAGCUCCCACGAUCGCAGCCACCAGCUGCUGCUAUGCCAUCCCCAGAUGUGCAAACGACCAUCAAAGAACAGCACGGACGCAACGGAAGCAAGAGGCCGCUGUGGAUUAUUGCGGUGGUGGCUCCAUUGCUCUCAAUACUUAUGUGCUUUAUCUGCUUCGUUGUAUGGAUGAGAAGACGAAGAAAAGGAAAGGUAAACUUAAAUGACCAAGCUGCCACGAAUAGGCCAGAAGAAGAUGCACUGGUUUGGAGAUUGGAGGAGAAGAGUUCAGAGUUCACUCUCUUUGACUUUUCUGAGAUAUUGAAUGCUACGCACAACUUCUCCAAAGGGAAUCUACUUGGGCAAGGUGGCUUUGGCCCUGUCUACAAGGGAAGACUACCAGAUGAAAUGGAAAUUGCAGUUAAAAGGCUUGCUUCACAUUCAGGACAGGGUUUCACAGAAUUCAAGAAUGAAGUUGAACUUAUCGCAAAACUACAACAUAACAAUCUGGUCAAACUCUUGGGAUGCUGCAUUCAGGGAGAGGAAAAAGUUUUGGUGUAUGAGUAUUUACCAAAUAAGAGCUUGGACUUCUUUAUAUUUGAUGAAAACAAAACAACGUUGGUUGAUUGGGAAAAGAGGCGCGUGAUAAUCGAAGGGAUAGCCCAAGGUCUUCUCUAUCUACACAAGCACUCUCGUUUGCGCAUCAUUCACAGAGACCUUAAGGCCAGCAACAUUCUCUUGGAUCAGGAAAUGAAUCCUAAAAUUUCUGAUUUUGGUCUAGCUAAAAUUUUCAGCUCAAAUGAUACUCAGGGAAGCACAAAGAGGGUAGUGGGUACAUAUGGUUAUAUGUCUCCGGAGUAUGCAUCUGAAGGCAUUUACUCAAUCAAAUCUGACGUGUUCAGUUUUGGUGUGUUACUUCUUGAGAUCCUUAGUGGGAAAAGGAAUUCUGGCUUCCAUCAGUACGGAGACUUUCUUAACCUUCUUGGAUAUUCAUGGCAACUCUGGGAAGGAGGAAAGUGGCUUGAGCUUCUAGAAGUGUCAAUUGUUAAGGAGAUCCAUACAACAGAGGCUAGGAGGUACAUUAACAUUGCAUUGAUGUGCGUUCAAGAGAGCGCAGAUGAUCGGCCCACCAUGUCAGAUGUUGUUGCAAUGUUAAAUAGUGAGAAUGUUAUUCUCCCAGAGCCUAAUCAUCCAGCAUACUUCAACUUAAGGGUAUCUAAGGUACAUGAAUCAGCUAGUGUUGUUGUCCCAUGUAGUAAUAAUGAUGUAACCAUCACUGAAGAGCCAGAUGGCAGAUAGCUGAUUACUUUGCUUCAGUUGUUAUUAUCUGAGUUGUUUCUACAUUAUUCACACCAAACUCGAGAUGUUAUGAAGUUUAUCAUACUAUUCUCCAGAUA